AUGAGAUAUAUCAGAAACAACAUCAUAGCCUCGCUGAUACGAACAGAACACCAUCUUACGAUAAGCCUCGCGACCACCUCAAGGUGUACUGGCCGGCUGGUACCAUUGCGUUUGGCGCCACUAACCUUCCAUCCCGCUCUCCCUCCUACAGCUUCUAAAUUCUCCUUUACUUGUAUACGGUCACCCUAUCCUAUAGCAUCACGGUGGACGUCAAAGUUAAAGGGUGCAGAUAGCUCAAAUUCACUCCCAAAGCGCUUGCGAAGCCUUGCGGUCCCCCGAUUUGGCGCUUGUGCGACAAGGCUGUUAGCUGCGCUACAAUUUCAAAUCUAUGCCUUCCGGGGUUGGCUGACUUUUCGUCUUCAUCUGCUUUCUCAGAAGAUCCAACGAAGCAAACACGAGGUGGUCAUAGAGUAUGUGUACCAAGAAGAGGUCGACCCCUCGAACAUGAGCUUUGUAAUGGCAUCAUUUCAUGGAAUCGUCCACAUUUUCCCAUUUUCAUACCUCAUGUAUUGUUCGCGUGUUCAAUUAAUAUUUAUCGGCGAAGAGAGGGUGCCACUACAUGCGAUGCUCAGCAAGGAUUCGCCAUGA
Cyclocybe aegerita is the source of this 588-nucleotide messenger RNA. The record is from the annotation of a GenBank genome assembly. Lineage: Eukaryota; Fungi; Basidiomycota; Agaricomycetes; Agaricales; Hemipholiotaceae.